Molecule: messenger RNA, 4929 nt
Organism: Helicoverpa zea (corn earworm)
Lineage: Eukaryota; Metazoa; Arthropoda; Insecta; Lepidoptera; Noctuidae
Product: slit homolog 1 protein
Exons: 12
Coding region: 297-1742 (481 amino acids)
Cellular component (GO): plasma membrane
Molecular function (GO): protein binding
Source: RefSeq, a predicted model, not a curated record
CUUAACACAAAACAACUGAACAGUGAUAUCUUGUGUGAAAAUAUGCCUAUUCAUUAGUUCUGUGGACCUCACCUAGCCUGUUGCACGAACUCACGAACCUUCACGGGCCUUGAGCACCCGCGGGAUUUUUUUCGACACGAAAUAGAAACGAAAAAAGAAAAAAUAUCAGAAGAUAUAAGGGACGGGCCGACGACUCCGGUGAACAUGACCUAGUGCCGAAUGACAUCGGCACACCCCUCGCCCCGCCAUAAUAGCUCGCCGACCUGACACGCACACAGACGCACAAGUUAUAAGAAAUGGUGGCGCGCUGGUUGGUGGUAUGCUGCGUGGUGCUGUUCGCUCGACCGGCGCACCCGCAGGGAGCGCAGCAGUGUCCCGCGCCGAACACCAUCACGCCUUGCAGCUGUACCGUCAAGAAGAAUGGCCUCGACAUCCUCUGCGAGUUUACUGAACAACAGCAUAUACAGAAGGCAAUGAACACACUUCGCUCCAAACCGAUGAUAAUCUUCUACCUGAAGCUAAGACAUAACAACCUGGCUAAACUGCCCUCGUACAUAUUCCUGGGACUGGAUAUCCGUCAUCUGACUGUCCAUAACAGCAGUUUAGCUGUCAUUGAAGACUCUUCACUAAGUUCUAUUGGUAAUAAGUUGACGCAGCUUGAUGUCUCGCAGAACAGCUUGGCGACGAUACCGACCUCCUCAUUCACGCAUCUCAACCAUCUGCUCAUACUUAAUAUGAAUCAUAAUAAGGUGACUGCGGUACACAACAGGGCUUUCAUGGGCCUGGACACAUUGGAGAUACUAACGUUGUAUGAAAACCGGAUAUCUGUGGUUGAUGGGGAGGCUUUCAAAGGACUUGAAAAGAAGCUGAAAAGGCUAAAUCUUGGCGGUAACGACUUGACAGCGGUGCCACAAAAAGCUCUCGCUUUGCUUGAGAAUUUGAAAAAACUUGAAAUGCAAGAAAACCGCAUCGCUACUAUUACUGAAGGAGAUUUUGCAGGUCUACGGAGCCUAGAUUCUCUAGGUUUGGCUCAUAAUCAGCUACGUGAAGUACCCGCCCAGGUAUUUUCGCAUCUGACGUUUUUGAACUCUCUGGAGCUGGAAGGCAAUUUAAUCCAAAGGAUUGAUGAAAAAGCCUUUGCUGGACUUGAAGAAAACCUGCAAUAUCUUCGGCUUGGAGACAACCGUCUGCAUGAGAUACCCUCAGAAGCUCUUCGUCCGUUGCAUCGUCUACGCCACUUGGAUCUUCGCUCCAACAAUAUUACGUACAUCAGUGAGGAUGCUUUCACUGGCUAUGGAGACUCCAUCACCUUCUUGAAUCUGCAGAAGAACAUGAUCCACCAGCUACCGACUAUGGGCUUCGACAAUCUCAACAGUUUGGAGACUUUAAAUCUGCAGAACAAUAAGUUGCAACACAUUCCUGAGGAAAUUAUGGAACCGAUUUUGGAUACUCUACGAGUAGUUGAUAUUAUGGAUAACCCGCUGAUAUGCGACUGCGAGCUGGCAUGGUACGAGGCCUGGCUCGCCGGCUUACGGGACAGAGACGACGAAAUGAUGCAGAAGAAGCGAACCGUCUGCACCAUGGUCAACGAGCACCGAGAGUACAGCGUCGCCAAGAUGCCUCUCGAGAAAAUGAACUGCAAGAGGAAACCCGCGUAUGGACGCACUUCGAGUGCACCAUACCGCCAUGACAUCUGCCUCGCUACCAACGUACUCUUCGUGGUAGCAACCAGGUGGCUUUAGAAUAACCAUAAUCAUAACAUUCCUGAUAAGUUAAUCCUAAUUUAAUUUCUCGCGAAGCGUCACCCUCGGGCCAGCUGUGGCCGGAUGACCCGAUGCGUACCUCUUCGCAACGUUCGUAUUUUCUGUUCAAAACUUGUGACGUGAUGAAUUUGUGCAAUAAACUACGAUACAUAUCAAUUUUGGGCUGAUAAACAAAAUUUAGUAAUAUAUACGGAGCGGUAGCUUGGUAAGUGAAGAUGGUCGUUUUUCAAGAGCGGUAAGUUAGUGGUACAGUAUUUUUACAAUGUAGUAGAACCUCUUACGGUAUGCCUUACUAAUAGUAAUGUACCAGAAUGUAAGUAACUGCAAGUUCUAACACCAGGCAUUCUAGUAUUAGUAGGUAUCACUGAAGGUGUGUUUCAUAUCUUUAUGGUCGUAGCAUGCUCUUAGCAUGAAGGAAACUUAAAUAAAAUGUUCAAAAAUGUGAUUUCACAAUGAGCUAGAACUUUUACACAAUCUUUAGCAAUGAACAAUUUGAUUUGAAAAUUUACAAUUCCCUAUGAAUUUGAAUGAGAAUUUCUAAUAUUUUUUAUCGUUUACCCCUGCCUUACGAUAAAAUACCUAUUAAGCUUUUAUGUAUUUACAAUGUUGACUAUUACGAUAUAAUUACUGUACGGUACGUGUAAGAGGGCUCGCAGUACGAGUGUUUUACCUCACAUUGCGUACAUUUAUACUUCUCUAAUUAUAUAGCAAAGGGAAAUGAUUGCCGGUUCUCUCUAUACCUACAUGUAUGCCGUAUCGUUUACAGGCAGUUACGUUAGCUUUCGAAACGUACGAAUAUGUUAUCUUGAUUAUUAUAUUACAUAGUUAGAGCCCAUAAAAUAAAUGUUCUAUUUGAUGUAGAAUUAGUAUUAAGUAGAUAAAUAAGUGUUAGAUGAGAUUCAGUAAAAUCAACGCUGUUUAUAUUUUGGGAGUUCGUAGCAUUUAAUCGAUAUGAUUAGUUCACGUAACGAGAAUUAUUUUAGAUAGGUUUCUUUUAGUUUAGUUUAAGUUCACUAAAUUAUAAUACAAUUUUAAAUAUUGUACACUAAGUUGAUAGAAUUUAUCACGUUUUUUUAUUCUUAUAGCUUUAAAUGAUUUGAUGAUGAGAUAAUACUUGAUGUUAAAGUUUAUCGUUUGUCUAGUGGAGUAAUAAAUGUGACUCUGAACAUAUUUACCUUUGCUUUGUAGUCACCUACCCUGGCUAUUAACAGGACCUCGUAAGUGACAUAUUAAAAAAGAAAAUUAAAAUGUUCUGAGCCCAAUGAUUCAUGUACAUCACGUAUAUAAAUCAUUAUCAAGUGAUAAAAAUGUAACCAAAAACAUAUCCUUUAGUCUGAGUAAAUUAAUUAUAAGAUUGUUCAUAAUAUACAAUGUUUAAAUUGAAUAUAUUUGAAUAAGUAGAAGGUUAACCUAAAAUUUUGAUCAGCAGAAGUUGGCGAAUUAUGUGGGUUAGAAGUUUCUGCGAAAAUACGAAACUCGAAGUUUUUAAAUCUUGCUUUUCGUGGUUGUAGUACUACUGGGUAUUAAAAUUUAAAGUGUGCUUCGUAUUUCGUACUUUUGUAGUAGGUUCGUAAAGAGUUUUGGAAAUAUUUUAGGAAGGAAAUUGUAGAAGGACGAAGUAAUUGUUGCAAUAUUCUUAGAAAAUGUACUUUCAAAUUUUAUUAGUCUCUAUUGAAGAUGUAUUAGCUAAAAUCAAAAUUAGCUCAGAAAUAAAAAUUAAAUGACCUACUUGCAAAAUGAAAUUAAAUAUUGGAAUUUGAAAGCAUGAAAAUCAGAUGUGAUACAAUCCAGGGGUUCGUAACAUCUUUGGAUGACCAAAAAUAUAUUAAUUUAUAUCGUAGAUUGAUUUUACCAUUUACCUAUGAUUUUUAUGACCAUUAUAAUAUACACUUAAUAAGUUAUAAUUAUAAUAAAAAUGUGCUAACAUAUGUAAGGCGCGAGGUUGGGUACUUUUCGUACCCAAUUUACAUAUUGGCACAUUUUAGUGGAAAUGCAUUUUUAUAUAGUAGUGUUAAUGUUAAAGCUUGAAUGUUUAUCGUCAUUAUCACUGUUCACGUAUAUAGCGGUUUAUGCACAUUAUACAUAUACAAAUAUUGCACUUAUAAUAUACACUAUGUAAUGAUCAGAGUCGAGGCAACCUGAUUAGGUAUAUAUUAAGGAAUUUCAUGAACCGUCUCAUGUUUAUUCGAUAUAUUUAUGUCAUUGUAUACAUUUUUCGAUGUUAUAUGUCGUGUUGCAUACUAUUCAGAUUUUCUAUAUUGUCUUUUUACGCUUUCUCUGAGAUCCGACGCAAGUUAAUAUUAAGAAUCGCUCGUAGUAAACUUUGAGACACUUUUGUAUGUUAAAAAGUUCGUAACAUCUUGGCGUUCUUCGUCAACCAUCUUGGAAAAUAACCUACUCAUUUUAUCGAACUACAGUAGUCUUCAAGAGUGACUCAAAGGUUACUAUAUACAUAUUCUAAUACUAUUAUAUCAUAAUCGUAUUAUUACUCACGUAUAUAAUUUUAAUCUUCUAUGUGUAUAAUCAUAAUAAAUAUAAGAUUGCAAUUUUUCGAAUCAAAACUUCGUCAGCGAUCACGUCUCAAAUUCAUUUGGCUAAAUGCUUCUGUCAGUCGGUGUAUUCAAUCUAAAUUUAAAAAUUGUUAUAUAAACUCAUAAACUACAUUAAAAUCUGAUGGAUUUUAGAAUAAAAAAGAACCAGCAAAAAACAUAUCGUGGAAGUGGAAGCCAUAUUAUACUCCAAGUUGGGCCCCACUGACCUUGCAUAUCAGUAUAGGAAUAAGUCAACGUAAUUUUAAUAUAUAUCCACUGUUAUAUACUAUAUGUGUGUUGUUUAUAUAAACGUAUAUUCAUUGUUAAUCUUUCACUGUUGUAUGGAUGGGUUUCGCUUGUAAAAUAUUCAAUGUACACGUAAGAUGGAUUUUACCUUUAAUAUACAUAAUAUAAUGGUUGGUUAUUUUCAGCAAUAAUCUACAUAUAUAACAUUAUUUACUCAAUCAUUGUUUAUAUUGUUGGAAUCCAUGUUAAUCCUGUUUGUAACGCAAUCGUUUAUAGUCACAUUUAUUAUUUAAUAUUAAUAUAAAUGUAGGUAAUUUAAAUCUAAUAUUGAAAAUUUGCUGUAAAGGUGUAUUUAUUUAAUUUCGGUUUAAAUAAAAAUUUAACUAUGA